UAUUUCUCUCACAAAAAACAAGAAAACCCUAGCUUAUCGUUCUGUGUAAUUUUAAAUGGAUAUACAGAGAGCUAUACAUAUACUAAUCAUAGUGUUGUCGCUGAGUCCGUGUUUGGGGUCAGCCGGUGACAUAGUUCACCGAGACGACAACACUCCCAAGAGGCCUGGUUGCGAGAACAACUUCGUUUUGGUUAAAGUUCCAACUUGGGUUGAUCGUGUACCAGAUAUUGAAUAUGUUGGUGUUGGUGCUCGUUUUGGCACUACUUUGGAGUCCAAGGAAAAACAUGCCAAUGAAACGAGACUUGUACUGGCAGACCCUCCUGAUUGUUGUAGCAAACCAAAGAAUAAGCUUAAUCAUGAAGUACUUCUAGUGCAUAGAGGUGGUUGCAGUUUUACAACUAAGGCGAAUUUUGCUGAAGAGGUAAAUGCUUCAGCCAUCCUCAUAAUAAACUACAAAACAGAACUUUUCAAGAUGGUUUGUGAAGCCAAUGAGACUGAUGUAGAUAUACAAAUACCUGCUGUGAUGCUUCCCCAAGAUGCUGGUGCAAGCUUGGAAAAUCAUAUAAAGAACAACUCUUUGGUCUUUGUGCAGCUGUACUCUCCAAAGCGUCCGCUGGUUGAUGUUGCAGAAGUUUUCUUAUGGCUUAUGGCUGUUGGCACUAUUUUAUGUUCAUCUUACUGGUCUGCUUGGACUGCCAGAGAAACAGCCAUUGAACAGGACAAGCUGUUAAAGGAUGCUUCAGAGGAACUUUUAAACUCGGAAAAUGUUAGUUCCAGUGGUUUUUUGGACAUCAACACAACAUCAGCAGUUCUCUUUGUUGUGGUUGCUUCGUGUUUCUUGGUUAUGCUCUACAAACUGAUGUCACUCUGGUUUCUUGAGGUUCUAGUGGUUCUAUUUUGCAUUGGUGGGGUAGAGGGUCUGCAAACUUGCUUGGUAGCAUUAUUAUCAUGUUUCAGAUGGUUUCAACAUGCUGGAGAAUCGUUUGUUAAAGUACCCUUAUUUGGAGCUGUCUCAUAUCUGACGUUGGCAGUUUGUCCGUUCUGCAUAGCAUUUUCUGUUAUAUGGGCUGUUUUUCGUCGCAUAUCCUUUGCUUGGAUAGGUCAAGACAUCCUUGGUAUUGCACUGAUGAUCACAGUUCUUCAGAUUGUUCGUGUACCAAACCUCAAGGUUGGAACUGUUCUGCUCAGUUGUGCCUUCUUGUACGAUAUCUUCUGGGUAUUCGUUUCUAAAUGGGUGUUCCAUGAGAGUGUAAUGAUAGUGGUAGCUCGUGGUGAUAGGAGUGGAGAGGACAGUAUCCCCAUGUUAUUGAAAAUCCCACGGAUGUUUGAUCCUUGGGGUGGCUACAGUGUUAUUGGUUUUGGUGACAUUAUCUUACCGGGACUGCUUGUGGCAUUUUCACUGAGGUAUGAUUGGUUGUCAAAGAAGAAUCUUCGUACAGGAUACUUUGUGUGGGCGAUGACUGCUUAUGGUCUUGGUCUCCUGAUUACAUAUGUGGCUCUGAAUCUGAUGGAUGGACAUGGCCAACCGGCUUUGCUUUAUAUUGUUCCAUUCACCCUUGGCACCUUUUUGACAUUGGGAAAGAGAAGAGGUGAACUUAAAACUCUGUGGACAAGAGGAGAACCAGAGAAGCCCUGCCCCCAUAUCCAAUUUCAACCUUCAUGAUUAUGUUAAAGAUAUGGAUGAUAUCUCAAUGUAGUUUUAUAGGUUUUUAGCACGAAGACCUCAAAUACUACUUUACCUACCCAAAAUUGUAGGAGAGCAUCUUGACAUAUAUAGUGUUAAUUACAUCUUCGAGUUCAGAUAUUGACCAUUGACCAAGAGUUAGAUGCACUUAAUUAAAACCCGCUUGACUAAUGCCUUAAAAGAUUACGACCGUUGGUUCGGUGAGCAUAAUAUCCCAUUCCCAACCCCACUAUUAUUUCUUCAAAUAUUCUUGAA
Pistacia vera is the source of this 1939-nucleotide messenger RNA. RefSeq names its product signal peptide peptidase-like 4. The record is from RefSeq and is a predicted model, not a curated record. The transcript is spliced from 14 exons. Gene Ontology annotation, cellular component: Golgi-associated vesicle membrane; cytoplasmic side of endoplasmic reticulum membrane; lysosomal membrane. Gene Ontology annotation, biological process: membrane protein proteolysis. Gene Ontology annotation, molecular function: aspartic endopeptidase activity, intramembrane cleaving. NCBI's taxonomy places the organism in Eukaryota, Viridiplantae, Streptophyta, Magnoliopsida, Sapindales, Anacardiaceae. Bases 56 to 1663 code for a protein of 535 amino acids.